CACCGCGACAUUCGCCGUCCUCCAUCAGCAGGUCGAGUGCGAAGUAUUCGACGAAGUAGUUGCAGUCGUAACUCAGUGAUUGGCCGUAGAGCGUGUGCAGCAAGGAAUGACCGGUUCUGUCGGCUACGCAACAACAUCGGGACAAAUUCUUGCUUGUUACAAUUCUUACCAAUAAGUAAGAAUGCAUAAGUGCAUAAGUAAAUAUCGGUAGGGCAAGUACACCUUUCGAAAUCAUUUAAAUUAUGGAGGAUGACAACAGAAGAGAAGAAAAUAACAAAAUAACAGGAGACAUAGAAAACGAUGGAACUGCAGGACCAGAAGAAAAAGGUUCUGGUAAUCAGUAUCAGCUGAUACCAAAAUCUCCCUCCAACCGUAAAUCCACGCGAAACGAGCAAUACGACAGAAGGUCAUGUCGCUCGCGAUCAAGAUCGUGUAGUAAGCCUUCACGGAGAAAGCAAUGGAGAAGCGCGAAUGCCUUUCUUAACUUUAUGCAAGAUUUUAGGCAGGAUUAUAAUAAAGUUAAGAGCAGAGAUCUGUUUCGACUCGGAGGACAGAAGUGGCGACAAAUGUCAUCCACAGAAAAGAUGCCUUACGUGGAAGCGGCUAAGGUAGCGCAGCAACAAUCGCAGCAAAAUAAUAAGAAUGAACAGCAAACUAAGCCCGAUAGCGGCGAAAUCUCGAAAAAAUCGGACAAUAACCAGAGAAAAAAAGAACGAGAGUUCCAGAAAAGAAAAGAGAGAAAGCGUUCCAGAAGCAAGACGGACGAUUCUGACGCGGAAUCAGAUUCCGCAACCUCGGGGACAGGCGCGACAAUGACAAGCGAGGAUGUCUCCGAUCUGAGUUCUUAGAUUAAACUGUAUCGCAGUAUUCAACAAGAAUAUCAAGAAAUAUGUACACAAUUCAGUUUAUUUUGAUUACGUGUCCUAAAAUUUGGUCGUACUAUUCUGAAACUCGAAUAAAGUUUAAGACCACAUCAAAUAGC
Molecule: messenger RNA, 982 nt
Organism: Formica exsecta
Lineage: Eukaryota; Metazoa; Arthropoda; Insecta; Hymenoptera; Formicidae
Product: HMG1/2-like protein
Exons: 5
Coding region: 243-848 (201 amino acids)
Source: RefSeq, a predicted model, not a curated record